GUAUGUCAAAUGUCGAACUUUACUUAUUCCAAAGUAAUCGGAAGACCCAAACAAAGUUUGAGUGUAGAUUUGCCAAAAUGCUCAUCAAAUGAUUGGAUUUGUUUUGAAAGUAAAACCAUGGACAAUUCUUCAGUAAUGGCGUAUUUUAGUAAAUAUACUUACAUUCUGUGGUCAUAUUAUAACGAAGAUGUGAAAAAAAUGAAUGAUAGUGAAACGAAUAGUAUUUCCAUUGAAAUACAAAASGAAAAAAGACCAACAGAUUAUGAUUAUUAUGAUGAACCGGAACAAGAGUUUUCGAAUGAAGAUUCCACGAACAAAGUGAAAAGAUCACUUGAACUGGUUGAAGAACAACCUCCUGAAGGAACUUAUCGUCCUCCACCCAAUGAUGAAGAGAUUAGGACCGUUCGUUCAUUGCCUGAUAUGCCUACAUUGCCGUCAAUACCUUCUAUGCCUUCAAUGCCUUCUAUACCCUCAAUGCCAUCUGCAAUACCGUCUUUGCCAUCUUUGCCCACACCUUCAAUACCGCAGCCACCUACAAUGUAUCCCGUGCCAUCAAUACCUCAACAACCUAAAAUGCCUUCAAAUGGACCAAACACAAAUACAGAAGCGACAAAAUACGAUGUAACGACUCGAUUGUCGGAAGUAGAACAAUUUGAAACUACUACGGAAGAUUAUGGUAAUAUUGGUGAACCAAAUUGCGAUUACGAUCCCAUUUCCUUCGUUUUAAAAUGUACUUUAAGUUUGAUCACUAGUAUAUUUGGAUUAUCUGAUACAUGUUGCAAACCAAUUAUUUAAUUURUUUAAUAUAUAGGUCAAACAAACAUAACAAUAAAAUAUACCAAACAGCUAAAAUAAUUACGUUCAUUACAUAUCACAUACCAUAUAAYACUUUUCUGUUUACUUUAAAAUAUGUUAUAACUAAAAAAUUUUAUUUCAUGCUAAACUUGGAUAUAUAAAUUAAUGAAGAAACAUCAAUGUACACACAAAAAGGUAUCAAUGGAAAUCACAAUCGUGAUUAUAUAAUAUAUACAUUGAAAAAAAAUGAGACGUGUUUCGAAUAAAGCUGUGUAAUACUUUUGAAACAAAUGUUCCA
Molecule: messenger RNA, 1093 nt
Organism: Diuraphis noxia (Russian wheat aphid)
Lineage: Eukaryota; Metazoa; Arthropoda; Insecta; Hemiptera; Aphididae
Source: RefSeq, a predicted model, not a curated record